Styela clava is the source of this 2323-nucleotide messenger RNA. RefSeq lists its product as uncharacterized. The record is from RefSeq and is a predicted model, not a curated record. Lineage: Eukaryota; Metazoa; Chordata; Ascidiacea; Stolidobranchia; Styelidae.
UGUCAUAAUGGAUCAUAGUGCUUUAAUGGUGAAAAUAUUCACGGCUCUUGCGGUCAAUCAGAUAUUUUGUCACGGAAAUAUAUUCUGCCCAGAUAGAUGCAUAUGUGGGAAUGUUGGAAAUUUACUCACCGGGAAUGAUAAACAAUUUAGCCAGAACGAAGCACCAUCGAUUAAAACGGAUGAUGAGAAAAAAUCAGCCUUGAAUAUUUUACGAAAAUACCACUGGGAUUAUUAUCUACAUUCCGCGGGAUUUUCCAUCAUUUGUCCUUCGCAUAAUUUCACAUCUAUACCAAAGGUACUAUAUUAUAAACCGAAUAAUGCUGAACGUAUGUCCGGAUCAACUCAUCAUAUGACGUCAGUUCUUGUGUUACGUCACGGACUUUUGAAAUGCAUUAAGCGUCAUGAUCUGCCAACCAACCUUCAAGUCGCAGAUUUCUCUAACAAUCAAAUUACGCACAUAGACAACAAUGUACUGAAUGGAUUGUUACAUCUCCAGGUUCUGAAUCUUCAGCACAACUCAUUGAGUCGAUUUUCUUUGUAUGCGGGAAUAUUACCUUUACCUCGAUUGCGUUUGAAGCACCCUGUGAUCUUAGUGAAGGAAAAUCCAAUCCAAUGUUCAUGUGAUCUUUAUUACAUAGUGACACAGCAUUUGGGCAGAGAAGACUCCUCGUGCUUGAAUAUGAAAAACAAUAGUCAAGACGAAGAAGAAUCCAAUGCAACCAGUACUCAGGAUCAAUAUUCAAAUGUUCAGAUAACAAUGGUUCCUCUACUUUUUCUACGUCACAUUGCAAUAGAGAUGGUCUCGUUCUGCAUGAAUCCUAAGGUUUCAUUUUCCCAGUUUUUUACAUCACAAGAAGCCGAAUUUCAAAGUUUCAUGGAAGACUAUGAAACAAGAGAGAUACCUCCUCAAGUGAAUAGACGACGAGAUUUGUAUCGAGAUUAUUUUUAUUUUAUCAAAAACAAAGAUGACGUCGAGAAGAAGGAAGCUGAUCUAAACAAGACUGCGAGGGCAAAGAAAUAUCGGUCCUGGACAAUUGAUUAUCCAUUACUGAUUACUAUGUUUGGUUGGUUCCUCAUGGUCUUUGUCGGACUCUCAAAAUUCAUUAAGAGUAACUCACUGGAUUAUGAAAUGCAUAAAGAUUAUUUAUUGAAACUAGACGAGCAAGAGAACGAAGUUGUGGGAUCGAUACGAACACCGAAGAGCAAAUUAUUACGGGAAAUGACGAUAGAUAGUGGGAGAUGAUACAAUACAGAGAAUGCGUUUAUUGAGCAAAUGUCUCGAAGCCACAAGCGAAAGUUUUAAUUAAUCAGAACUGAUUCACAACAAAAGCAAACUUUCUGCAGUGAAAUAAACACAAGACAAGCAUUUGUGUGUUGAUCUUAGACUUAAGUCUAUAAAAAUCUACUGUUCAAAGAAUCGUUUCAUAUGUAUUGAAUUCGAAAAUUUCUAUUUAUCUUUGUAAAACUAGUAAUUUGUUAUAUUCUGCAAGUUUCAAAAAUGUAUAAGUAAACUGGCAGCAAUUUUGAUUUUGCAUGUUAGUGACUUCAAAAUAUUCAAUUUUUAAUUAAAUAUGCUUUUUGAAUGCGUUCAUUUUGAAUAAAAAUUGAAAAUAAUAAGCCAUAUUCACAAAAUUUUGUCAUUUGUUUUAUUUUAAUAUAUUUAAAUUUACCAUAAAAAUAUUUAUUUUAUUUGUUGUAAGACAUGAGUCACAUUGGUUUAUGAGUUUUAACAGUGUAGCUAUCUAUCUAUCGUUUUGAAUAUAUUUUUAAAUUCUCAAUAUUGUUGUACACAGCUUCUAUAUGCAAUGAAAAUAAAUCAAACUUCUACAUUUUUAAUAUUUUAAAUAAAACUAAUCAUCUUAUGCGAGAAGUGAUGAAUUUGCGCAGAUAACUUUACUUGCCAGUCACGUAUAUAUCACGUAUAUCAUCUAUUUAGGAAUAUUCAAUUAUAAUUUCUUAUUUUAAAAAUUUCCAUUAUUUCAAGUUGAGCUGCGCCAUUUUUGAGUGUCCACAGUGUAGUCAGCUGGCGUAAAUUGGAUCUCUACUAUGAUCUCUAUUAAGCUAAGAAACUGCAAUUUUCCUGUCGAUGCUUUAAUCUCGGAAACGUUAUCCAAUUAUUCCUAAUAAUAUUGACAUUUCGGACUAAUGUAGUUAAAUCUUCUAUCUAUGUUCCAGACUAGGCAGGACUAACUAUAAAUUGUGCAAUGUUUGGCAAAAGUAAUUUCAUUUAUUCAUGUUAUUGACUAAAUAGUGAUAUUACAAAUGCAAGUGCCAAAUACUUCUCCUCUCAUAAAAUAUUCAAAAAGGAAAUGUCACAUUUCUA